Molecule: messenger RNA, 2691 nt
Organism: Penicillium argentinense
Lineage: Eukaryota; Fungi; Ascomycota; Eurotiomycetes; Eurotiales; Aspergillaceae
Product: putative mucin family signaling protein Msb2
Exons: 1
Coding region: 1-2691 (896 amino acids)
Biological process (GO): establishment of cell polarity; hyperosmotic response; osmosensory signaling pathway via Sho1 osmosensor
Cellular component (GO): extracellular region; site of polarized growth; plasma membrane
Molecular function (GO): osmosensor activity
Source: RefSeq, a predicted model, not a curated record
AUGCGCCCCGGAACCCUGACCCUUUUGGCCGCCUGCGCCCUCGGAGGUCUCGAGCUUGUCGCGGCUCAAGAACGAGAGGUCACCAACGUGGAGCGCCCGCGUUUCUACUUCCCCCGCGAGGUGAAGCGUCAUGUCAAGAAGGGCACCCACAAGGUCGACCCCGAGACCGACCAGGCCUCGGAUGAGAAUGAGAAUCAGACUCGCAGUGAGGGAGGACUUUUUGGCGCCGUCGACAACAUCGCUUCCAAGCUUUCUAACGUCGCGGGUGGUGAAAGUGACGCCAACGCCAACGCCAACGCCAACGCCAACGCCAACGCCAACUCCAACUCCAACUCCAACAACGCCCAAUCUGCGAACCCGACCCAGUCUGGCAAGGAGAUUGUGGUUGUGAUCACGGAAAAUGGCGAUGGAAGCCGUGUUACUAACACCAUCACUCGCGAUGUUGCGGCGCCCACCACCACCACCUCGUCCACCGUGACCACCAAGAGCGAGGCUCCCACCACGGACAACACCAGCAAGAAGGUCGCCGAAUCGAACACCGAUGCCGCUACCACCGCGAACAGCAGCUCUGAAAACGAUUCGACUCAGAACUCCGACACCAAGAAGGCUAGCGCGACUGACUCGACCACUCCCACUACCACCAAGUCGGCUGCCGCCUCGUCUUCCUCUUCGUCCGGCAACCUCCUUGGUGAUGCUAUCGGUGCCGUUGGCAGCGUUGCCAAUGGCGCCGUUGAUGACCUUGGCCUUGGUGGUAGCACCACUUCCUCCGCCUCGAGCGCUGCUGGUACUGCCAGUGGCGCUGCUUCCAACACCGCCGCCCCGUCUUCCUCUUCGUCCGGCAACCUCCUUGGUGAUGCUGUCGGUGCCGUUGGCAGCGUUGCCAACGGCGCCGUUGAUGGCCUUGGCCUUGGUGGUAGCACCACUUCUUCCGCCUCGAGCGCUGCUGGUACUGCCAGUGGUGCUGCUUCCAACACCGCCGCCCCGUCUUCCUCUUCGUCCGGCAACCUCCUUGGUGAUGCUGUCGGUGCCGUUGGCAGCGUUGCUAGCGGCGCCGUUGAUGGCCUUGGCCUUGGUGGUAGCACCACUUCCUCCGCCUCGAGCGCUGCUGGUACUGCCAGUGGUGCCGAUGGAACUUCCAGUGGUAACUCGAAGACCGCGACCACGUCUUCUGCGGAUAACUGGUUCGACAGCUUGCUUGACGGUUUCGCCGGUGACAGCACUACUAGCGCUUCUUCUGCCUCUCGCACCGGCGAGGCUUCUGCGAGCACUGUCCCCGUCAACGUUCCCAACUCCGCCUCUGCCUCUGCAACUCCGACCCCAAGCGCAAACUCUUCUGGUGGCCUCCUCGGACUCGAUCCCAUUAUCAGCCCUGUUGCCUCCGGACUCGGCAGUCUGCUCAAUGGCACUACCAAUGGCACUUCCAGCGAGAUCAACAGCGUUGCCAGUGGUAGCCUUCCUACUCCCUCUGGCGGUCUGAUCCCUCACCCGCCCUCUGCUGGUCCCAGUGGCACUCCCACUGCUUCUGCCAGUGGUGCCCCGGGCAGCGGUACUGUUACUCCUGGCGCAUCCAACUCUAUCGGCUCCAUCCCGACUCCUCACUCGCCUGGCUCUGACAGUGCUUCGGGCAAACCCACUGGCUCUGGAUCCGUUUCGGGUGUCCCUACUCCUACUGGCGGUUCUGGUUCUCACGAGUCGACUACGGUCACUCCUACUUCCACCGCGACACCCACGCCUGUCGAGACCAGCACUCCGGUCGAGACCCAAACUGAGACCCCCAAGCCCACUGAGACUCCCACCGAGACCAGCAACACGAACAACUGGAUGCCCUCCACCAUUCUUGUUCAGCCUACCGUCACCCCGUCUGAGACCGAGACUCACACUGGCACCCACACCCAGCAGACCAGCGGCCCGACCUCGCUUCCUGGCUCGAUCACCCCGUCGAACGCUGCCUCUGAGGCCCCUGCCGACUCCGUUCUCCUCCAGCUUGGUUUCGAUAGCCACCUGCCUUGGUCCUUCGUGGCGACUACUCCUCUGUCUUCUUCGCAGAUCUUCGAAUGGAUUCCCGCUGCCGUGAAGGGCUCCGUGCCCAACACCAAGAUGUCCAUGUUCGCCCUGGAGCCUUACUACUCCUGGAAGACCACUGGUUACAACGCCACUCUCGCCAUCUUCUGGUUCCCCCGCGAGAAGGUCGAGGCCCUCAAGUCCCUGAAGCUCAACCCCAACUCGGCUCUGUACCAACAACAGAACGAGGCCGCCAAGACCAUCAUGUCCAUGAUCGACCCGUCUAUCCCCAUCGAGUUCAACGGCAACUACCCCACCGGUGACUCCGACUCUACCACUGGCACCGACGGUGGUGACAAUGGCAAUAACGGCAAUGGCGGCGAUGACUACAACGGUGACGCCGGUUCCUCUAGCAGCUCCAAGACCAAGGCCAGCUCCGUCGGCAUUGGUGUCGGUGUCUGCGCCGGUGCCGCCGCCUAUGGUGCUGGUAUGUUCUGGGUCGCCCGCCGCUACCGUAAGAGAAAGCAGCUGCACCAGCGCACCAGCUCUACUGCCGAGCAGAUGAGCCAGGGCUCCGGUGCCGGCUCUCUCUUCGCUGCCGGUGCCCGCAUGUCUGGUAGCCAGCGCACUGGCCGCUCCCAGAUGAUCAGUGCUCCCGUUAUGGCCGAGAACUCGCUGGGCUGGAACUAG